Messenger RNA from Calidris pugnax (ruff), 2419 nucleotides. RefSeq lists its product as uncharacterized. Bases 199 to 1458 code for a protein of 419 amino acids. The record is from RefSeq and is a predicted model, not a curated record. The transcript has 5 exons. NCBI's taxonomy places the organism in Eukaryota, Metazoa, Chordata, Aves, Charadriiformes, Scolopacidae.
AGCCAAGGCCUUAAACUUCCUCUCAUAGACAAUAGAUCGGUCAAGCAAAAGUUGAAUUGCAACAUUCGUGUAAAAAAAGUCGAGAGAAGUGUACUUGACCCAAUUAAAGUCACCUCAGAUCUUGGAGCUCAACAAGACUGUACAAGAAAACCAAGUGAGUCUGCAUUUGAAAACAGGAAGCGAUCUCAAAGGAGGAGUAUGACAAAGUCCUCUAACCUCAGUCUAGAUCACAGAGGCCUUGAGACAAAAUACAAAACAGGGACUAUUCCAGCACAGGGUCAGUCAUCUCUAACUCAGUUACCCACACUGACCUCCCAGGGAACUGCAGGCGCCCCCACAGCAAACAAGUUGAGUGGUUCAGCCCUUCUGCACCACAGAAGGGCCCCUUUUAGGUCCAGAGGGAAAAGCUUUUGUUCUACUCAGUAUUUAACUGGGGAAGAUUCUUUUGAAGAAAUGGAAGACGCCGAUCAAUUAAAGAGAAAACUUUCGAGGAGCAUUAGCCAGUUUCCUAGGAUUCUGGAACACAGGAACAAAUUAAGAGAAAUAUAUUUAGCACAAGGUGAGCGACAUAGCUUGGAAGAAGGUGGAAAUGACAAAAAUGCAUCAUCAAGAGGGGGUAAAUCUUCCCAUUGGCCUUUAAGAGGGCACAGAACGAUGGUCAGUGCUGUAGAACUACAGCAGAGAGAAUCUCAGGACAGUGACAAAUUAUACCCUCCAGACAGGAAUUGUCUGGAAGAUGCAGAUGAUUCUGAAUUUGAAGAUAGGCCAAGUAAUUCAUCUAUUCGAAAGAUGCUUCGUAAUGUUAAUUACAGAGAUAGGGCCCAUGUUUAUUGCAAAGAAUGGCAGUCUCAUGAAAGCAGUGAGAGGUGCCGUGGUCGUGUCAGUUCUGUCAGCUGUUCCCAGACCAGCACUGCACCAAACAGCUCAGGAUCCUCAGCUCCAUCUGCACUGAGAGCCUCAGCAAACUGGAGCUCAGCAACAUAUUCUCCACAAACACAGGAUCUGGAUGUCACUUCAACACUCAAAAUGCAUACACCCCUGGCCUUUAUACGCUCUAGGGAUAAUUCCUCUACUUCAGAAAGUUUUGAUUCCUUACACCGUCUUCACAACACACCUGAGGACAGCACCUUACGGGAGGACAGCAGCAAUGACAGCUGGAACAGGAACACUUCAUCUCCUGGUGGUACGUUGUGUGGUGGGGAGACCUUACAGGGUUCACCUAGGUCUUCAGAUCUAGAGUCUUCCAGCCCGUCUGUGAUUCAGACAAGAGUCACUCCUGAUCUUCACAUUGCUUGUGAUUUGCUUGAUCAGUUGCCAUUGACUUUUCUGGCGGUGCCUUAUUUACAUAAACAAAGUAAUACAAUAAACGACACAACACUCUCCCAUUCAGCAACCAGAGAGGAAGUGAAGAGACCAUGGGCAGAUCGAGAGGAACUUAAACGGCAUGAAAGGGGCUGAUCCGGAGGCUGUGAAGACCCGUGAGCUUCGCAAGCACAACCUGAUAACUCCUGUGGAUAAUUUUAACGUGAAUGCACAUUACAGAAAUCACCAAGAGUCACGGAUCCGUUUACCGAGGAGCUGAUGCUGAGAUCCUGACUCUGAGAAAAACAGAUAAAACUCUCCUGACGUCGCAAUUCCAUCAAGAAGCCUUUAUAUCAAGUGCCCUUCUCGUUGUUUUUUUAUACCCUUACUUUUCUCCUAUUUUAAUUAAAGCCAAAACAAGUGUGUUUAUGUCAUGCAGUCCUUUUUGUGGUCCUGCUGAUGUCUUUGAAAGUCCAAACACUGACUGCUAAUUACUUUAAAAGACCAUAGGUCAAGGUAACUAGUAGUGAAGUCAACAUGGCAUUUCUAUUGAUUAUGUCCUACAACCGCCUCACCUAAUUGGAACCAGUUGGCUAGUAGGUUGCUUUUUUAACUGACCUCCUUUAACCUUUAAAAUCACAAGCUACGGAGAUGCCUGUGGGUUUUGAGUCCCAUAUAAUACUGACAUUCUUUGCUUCUGAGGUUUCUUCUGAUUAGAGCUUGAGCUUCUAAAGUGACGUGACGCCGUGGAGAGCUUACAGCCAAGAGGGCCGGGGCGCGCUUCUCCAUCUGCUGAUUGAAUGCACAUGACAACAAACCACCGAGUGCAUUGCCUUCAGCAGGAGCGGGAGGAACCUUUGGUGAAGCUCUUGUAUUUAACCUUCUCUUUAACAACCAGCAUGGCCCGAAAAAAAAGAGGCUCCUUCCUUUGUUUUAGAGGGAGAAGGAAGGCAGAAGAAAGGCAGUUACUCAGAUCUUGAUUUGAACGCUGACGUACAAAGACACCGAGCUGAAUCCAUGCAAAACAACUAGAAAAUACUGCUGCUGCUUGGAAGCAGAGACAGGAAGGAGCCUGAAGGCUUCACUGGGCUGCACAGCAAGAAGUCUGAAGUGUUUG